CCUGUGAGAAACACCCACUGUCAGUCACAGCUCACCUUGAUCACCAGGGUUUAUGGCUCUGCAUUCUUUACAGCGCAAUUCUAAAGGUGAUUGUCCAAGAGGGGAAAUCAGUGGACCUUAAACUUUGGGUCAGCCUGCUGAUAAAAUUGAGCAGUCAGUUUCUUCCUUGACGGGAGAAAUCUUGCUUUUGUUGCGCCGUUGCUGCUGGAGCUGAUACUUCUUUCACCUCAGCUACCACUACAUAAAUUAGCUGAAAUCUUCAAAAGAAGAGGAGACAACAGAAAAAUUUGAAAAGGAUAUGGCUCAGAGAAGAGUGCAGAAUAAAGAGGUCAUCCCCUGCCUCGAUGUCCACUGCCCAAAAGACUCUUACAUUUUUAAAGUAGUUCUUCUGGGAAGCACCUCUGUGGGAAAAACAAGUUUAGCCUACCGUUAUGUGAAAAAAGGCUUCCAGGACUCCCUGCCUACUGUGGGCUGUUCCUUCUUCACUCAAGUUCUAAGUUUGGAUAACACCACAAUAAAGUUUGAGAUCUGGGACACUGCAGGCCAAGAGAAAUACCAUAGUGUCUGUCAUCUAUAUUACAGAGGAGCUAAUGCUGCUGUUCUGGUUUAUGAUAUUACUAGGAAGGAAAGUUUGGAGAAAGCAAAGGUGUGGCUGAGGGAACUGGAAAAGGAAUUCCUUCCCGAUGAAAUAAUUAUAGCUUUGGUUGGCAAUAAACUAGACCUUUCUGCUAAACGGGAGGUCACACUACAGGAGGCAAAGGAUUUUGCACAAAUGAAAGACCUGGUUUACAUGGAAACAUCUGCAAAAUCUAAUCACCAGGUGACAGAACUGUUCAUGACUCUAGCUCGUGAAUUGUUAAAAGAAGAAAAACAGAAAGAGAAGACAUUUCAAACAACACAAUGGAAAAAUUCGCAUGUUGACCUGCGAGAAACACGUUUUCACCAAACGAAAUGCUGCCAGGCUCUCUGAUAUUAGUUUUUCUUUGCUGUUGGAGCGGUUGUGAUAAAAAAAAUGAAACAUCCCACCUCACCUCAGAGGGUUUACUCUGUUUUAGGCCUUUCCUUUUCACUGUUAGAUGGAGGAUGUUUAAAAGUGCUGAUGGGUAUGUGUGUGUUAGCAAUUACUUCCAGAUUGUUUGUAAUGGUUUUGAUAGUAUAUUUUCUUUUUUGUAUCUAAAUGUAUGUAGAUUAUCAGAAUAAAG
This is a messenger RNA of Rhineura floridana, 1202 nucleotides long. RefSeq names its product RAB17, member RAS oncogene family (gene RAB17). Gene Ontology annotation, molecular function: GTP binding; GTPase activity. NCBI's taxonomy places the organism in Eukaryota, Metazoa, Chordata, Lepidosauria, Squamata, Rhineuridae. The record is from RefSeq and is a predicted model, not a curated record. The coding region runs from base 299 to 970 and encodes 223 amino acids. The transcript has 6 exons.